Molecule: messenger RNA, 4704 nt
Organism: Penaeus chinensis
Lineage: Eukaryota; Metazoa; Arthropoda; Malacostraca; Decapoda; Penaeidae
Gene: IKKepsilon
Product: inhibitor of nuclear factor kappa-B kinase subunit epsilon-like
Exons: 18
Coding region: 169-2649 (826 amino acids)
Biological process (GO): peptidyl-serine phosphorylation
Cellular component (GO): cytoplasm
Molecular function (GO): protein serine/threonine kinase activity; ATP binding
Source: RefSeq, a predicted model, not a curated record
CUCCUCCCGAGUAAAAACGUGUCGCCAGCUGACUGUUUGUUUACUGGCCUUGGCGGAUGUGAGUGACUGCGGUUGACUGGCUCGCUCAAGGCCCCUCGGUCGCUACAGUCAUCUCCCAAAGCUGCAGUUCCUCUUGAGAAAAGUUUCGUAGUACAAAAUCGUGCAAAAAUGACCUCUAAGAAAGCUUCGGAUGUGAGCAAAAGAGAGGUGAAUGUAACAGGAAUGUCCUUUCUGCGAGGAUCAGCCAACUAUGUCUGGUGUACGACUUCUGUCUUGGGGAAGGGGGCCACAGGAGCCGUCUUCCAGGGCGUCAACAGGCAUACUGGAGAACCAGUUGCUGUCAAGACGUUUAAUCAGCUCUCACACAUGCGGCCACAUGAGGUACAAAUGCGUGAGUUUGAAGUACUUAAGAAGGUCAACCAUGAGAAUAUUGUAAAACUCCUGGCUAUUGAGGAAGAGCAAGAAGGUCGGGGGAAGGUGAUUGUGAUGGAGCUUUGUACCGGAGGCUCGCUCUUCAACAUUCUGGAUGAUCCAGAAAAUAGUCAUGGCCUGGAUGAGGACGAGUUUAUCUUGGUUCUGUCACAUCUUGCUGCAGGGAUGAAACACUUGAGGGACAAUAGUCUAGUACAUCGUGAUCUCAAACCGGGGAACAUCAUGAAGUUUACAGAUGUCGAUGGGUCCACUAUAUACAAGUUAACAGAUUUUGGUGCUGCUCGAGAAUUGCAAGACGACCAGCAGUUCAUGUCUCUAUAUGGAACAGAAGAGUAUUUGCACCCUGACAUGUAUGAACGUGCUGUGCUCAGAAAACCUGUUGGAAAGACUUUUGGAGCCAGGGUGGAUCUCUGGUCAAUAGGUGUGACACUUUACCACGUAGCCACAGGUCAGCUUCCUUUCCGCCCGUAUGGAGGCCGGCGUAACAAAGAGACCAUGUACCACAUAACAACGGAGAAGGCCCCAGGAGUCAUAUCAGGUGUACAGACUUCAGAAAACGGGCCAAUUGACUGGUGCACGGAGCUGCCUGAAACUUGCCAGUUGAGCCUGGGGCUACGUAAGUUGGUAACUCCUCUACUAGCAGGCCUCCUUGAAGUUGAUCCCCAGAGAAUGUGGAACUUUGAACGAUUCUUCCAGGAGGUUACUAUGAUAUUGAGCAAGAAAGUGGUCCACAUCUUCUUCGUAAACAAGGUGCAGCCUAUUACUGUAUACAUGGAUCCAGAACAUAGGUAUGAAGAACUCCAGUACCUGAUUUGUGAACAGACAGACAUGAAUCCAGUCAACCAGCUUCUGCUGUAUGACAAGAAACACUUGAGUGACAUUGUGGCUCCAGACCAACCGUCGUCUUCGUAUCCAUCAACAACUCCUCGAACGCCAUUGGUUCUCUUCUCAAAACAAGAUGAUGACAUCACACUCACUCUACCAGAAACUCCAGCUGUCAAAUUUGGAAGCUUCCCAACCUUGGUAAGUGUAGAACAUGAUGCUGCAGUGGGAAAGUCAAUGUGUUCAGUUGGCCAUGCUAUCAAGCGCAAGAUCGACUACUUCUCUAAAUGUGUCCACCUGAUGGAUUAUAGUGUUCUCAUGUUCAUUGAAGUGAUUGUCACCCAGUUAACGACUCUGCAAGACCGUGUUGGCCACGUCCAGUCCCUUACAUCAGCUAUCAGUGAUCGUUUUAGUCAGUUGGUAGCCAAUCACAGAAGAUUCCUUAUGUUGACUCAGAUGUGUGGAGGAAACCAGGACAGCAGCUCUCAACCCCUAAGAGAACGUCUAGAGGAUCUGGUCAACAACAAAGUUGAUGCUGAGAAAGCUGCCACACCAACCCAGGAGUCAUCACCCACCCAAUCAGCAGCCCAGAGGCUUGAAGAGAUGACGGGGGCCAUAGUCCUCGAGGAGAUGGUGGUCCGUGACUCCCUCAAUGCCAUGCUGCCAGUCGUGAACCAGCUGUACGAGAGGGUGGUCCGAGGAGGCCAGCUCCGUCGUCAGUGGCAGCAGGCUGGGAACAAUGCCGUAGCUGUGGAGAGGGCGCCAAACAAAGCCUCCACCUACGUCACCAAGCUCAGGGAGUCUUGGCAGCACUUGCUCAGAGAUAGAGCAGCAAGAACACUAACAUUUAACGAUGAGCAGUUCCACUUGCUCGAGAAGAUGAAAAUGAAAGAGACGGCAAAAUCCUUAGAAACCCUCCUGGCCUCCGUCACAGCUACACUUCACCACACUACAGAUAACUUGGCUGACUGGUGCAAAGUCGCCAAAGUCCAGCGAGUCCAGGCGGAGAUUGAAGAGGCAGAUGUGGAGAAGCAUGAGGGGCUGUUGUCUUCUUUCCAGGACACCUUAGGCAAUACAGAGGACCAGUACCACCAAACCCUCUCUGGACUCCUGGCAGCCAUUAAGGACAAGAAGUUACAGGACGACCCAAGAUUACAAACUGAGAAUCCAGACACAGGGGCGGCUAAGAUCAACAGUGGAACAGCCAGCACAAAUGAGUCUAAAGAGACGCAAAAGUCAAAGAAAGAAAGUUUGAAUAAGGCUCGGUUGAAACUCUCUUUGCGUGAAAUGUGCGAAGCCCAAGAAGAAGUUAUGAGACUGCUGGAGGAAAACGGUACAAUUAUCAAGAGAUUCCAGCGCAUUACAAGUCAGUCUGAUCUAUCGGAAGAGCAUUAGUGAAAGCAAGCAUUAUUAGUGAGAUUCUUUUGUCAUUAUAUUGUAUUUGCAAGCACUUGAUUAAUUUGUUUAUUUGUUUGUGUCUGUUAUUUAAGUUUUUAAGGUUAAUGGUCUAUGUUGUUGUACUUAGCAUAAAUUGCUUCAAGCAGAUUUUAUUUGUUAUUUUUUGUUAGUCAGAUUUCAAGAUUAUUGGCCUGUAUUAUUGUAGUUUAUGUGAAUUGUGUCAAGCAGAACUUGUAUAUAUUCAUUAACUGUACAUUAUCAUUUUGCAUUUAUUGAUCGAUUCACUUUACUAGUGUAACAAAGUCUGGUGCAUUACAUGAAUGAUUUUGUGAAAUCAAUUUGUAAAGGUAUUGAUGCACUGUUGUAUUACAUUUCCAAGAUAGAAAUUUAGAGAAAUGUAUGAGUGAUAGUAGAAAAUAAGAUAAAUUAUUAUUAUUAUUAUUUUUUUUUUUUAUGGAAAAUAAUGUGAGAUCAGCUUUAAUUGUAGACACUCAGUUUUAUCAUUAUUAAAAGUAGGAUAGAGAAAGUAUUUCCAUGCAUUUUGUACUAGGUAAUACACAAAGAAGCAAAGACACUUUAUGAUAAUUAUGAAGGGUAUCUUUAGUAAUGUUCUUUCUUUAUUAUUAUUAUUAUUAUUAUUAUUAUUAUUAUUAUUAUUAUUAUUAUUAUUAUCAUUAUCAUUAUUAUUACUAUUAUUAUUUUAUUUUAUUUAUUAUUAUUAUUUUUUACUGUUGCCACAGUGUCCUCAGUUGUUUUUGAUUGUUAAGAUGACAAGUUGUUGUUUUUUUAUUUGUGGUCUUAUAGAUUGCUUACUUUUAGGUAUGUCGUCUUCACAAAUAGAGUAUUCAGCCUGAGGGUGAUUAUAUAACCCCAGGUGUCAGGACUUGAGUGACAGUGAUUACACAUGCCAUCCAACCCAAAUGAAUGCAGGAAAUGCCCAACAAUUACAGCAAAAUUAUUGAAGGGUAUAUUCUUAUCAAUUUGUGUUAUAUUUUCCUUUUUUUUUUUUUUUUAUAUAUCAGAGUGAAGUGUUAAAGAAAACACUUGUUUAUAAGUUGAAUAGAUUUUGGUCAAGUUGUUUUCAAUAUGCAAGUAUUGUGAAUCAUCUAAAAUAUAUAUUCCAUCCUGCUGUUGGAACAUAUACCCAAUUUAUAGAUGUGUAUUUUUAAGUAAUUUCAAGAGUUAUUCUGAUCUUGUCUUACAUAGGAGCCAAGAUGUUUUCCAAAUCUGUGGCACUCAGAAUGGAAUCAAACUGUGUCUUGCACUGUGAAGUAGUCUGCUGCCCAUUUGGGGUGCAAGUGACAUGUGUAAUGGCAUUAUUAUGGAGCCAUUUACUAUGAAGAAUAGCAUGACUCAAUUACAAAUCCUUUUUUUAUAAUACUUAGUCUAGGUUGCACACAGACAUUGCAAGUUUAGCACCAUGAGAUUUCUGGGAGAGAAUUGUAAACUGUUUUUAGCAGUGUAACGUACGUAUCUGAUACUUUUUUUUCCACGUGAAUUUUAUUUUUAAGGUAAAUUAUGUUUUCUUCUUUCCAGUCACAUUUCUCUUUGAUAUCUUCCUUUCUAAUUAAAUCAUAAUGAUGUGCCUCUUCAAAUGUGGACAGGAAAAGGUUAUCUCUCCUGAUCAGGUUCACUCAGACCUGCUUGGUGUUCUUUCAUUUCUUUAUGUCAUAGCUCAUUCUUUUCUUUGGUAUUUAAGUUUCAUCCAUAUUUUAUCCUCUCAUAUUGUUUGCAUAAACUCAUAGAAGAGGUGAAAGAAUAUCAGUUUCCAGGACUUUGAAGAAAGCAUGAAAGAAUCACAUAGGCUUGUAAUUAUCUAUAGUGCAAAUUUUAAUAAAAUGCUGAUGUUAAUUAGAGGCAGUAUCUAAGAAUGGAAGCAAACAAGUGUAUGGAACUGUGAUGAAAAUAGAGACAUAUGGACACUUUUAUACAAAUUAUUGAAAUUUUAUGGGAGAUAGUGAUUACAUGUUUGAUUAUUGUAAAUAUUUAUAUAAAUAUGAUAUGAAAUCUUUUAUAUUUUAUAAGCAGAGGAAAUAUACAUUUAUCUCUGUG